AUGGGAGAGAGAAGACACGCACGAGUGACUUUAGUUAAAGUACCACGUAUCUUGGAGGAAUGUCUGGAGGAAUAUGCUGAGGCACUGGAGAUAGGAACAAUAGAAGAGAGAGGUGACUCUAAUGUUCUUAAAAUAAGCCCACACAUUGGACCACAGAACUUCCCCAGAGAGUGGAUUAUUGAGCCCCUGGAGAAUAAGACGGGAAUAUUUACUUUUGUACAAAAACCACACGGGGCAUUCAUUGAUGGAGUAAUAACAGAUGAAGUAUAUGCUAAGCCAAAGAUAACCCCAGAAUAUUUAAAGUACAAAAGAGAAAGGAAUGCAGCACAGAACAUAAAAGCAGACGUAAAGGCAGUAGACAGCCUGAAGGAAGGCAUUCGCAUGGAGAGGUACGGUGCCACAGAGUAUGACCUAAUGGCCCGUAAGAGAAAGAAGAUGCUCAUGGAAAAGAAAAGAGAAAGACUUUCAAAGACAGAAGUCAUGGAUAUUCUGUUCAGGGCAUUCGAAGAGUACCCUUACUGGUCAGUCAAAGACCUGGCUGAUAGGUCUGGGCAACCACUUGCAUACAUCCAGGAACUUCUGCCUGGGAUUGCAGUGCUGAACAAAAAAGCACACAGGAAUAUGUACGAACUAAAGCCAGAGUACAAGAGUGGCACUAAUUAA
This is a messenger RNA of Nematocida ausubeli, 663 nucleotides long. RefSeq lists its product as uncharacterized. NCBI's taxonomy places the organism in Eukaryota, Fungi, Microsporidia. The record is from RefSeq and is a predicted model, not a curated record. Gene Ontology annotation, cellular component: transcription factor TFIIF complex. Gene Ontology annotation, biological process: transcription by RNA polymerase II; transcription initiation at RNA polymerase II promoter. Bases 1 to 663 code for a protein of 220 amino acids. The transcript has a single exon.